AGAAUGGGGCUGUGCAAGUGCCCCAAGCGAAAAGUCACCAAUUUAUUUUGCUACGAGCAUCGCGUCAAUGUCUGCGAGUUUUGCCUCGUCGAUAAUCAUCCAAAUUGCGUCGUGCAAAGUUAUCUCACAUGGCUCACCGAUCAGGAUUACGACCCGAAUUGCUCUCUCUGCAAGACAACACUGGCCGAAGGCGACACAAUUCGGCUGAAUUGCUUGCAUCUCCUCCACUGGAAAUGCUUCGACGAGUGGGCGGCAAAUUUCCCGGCCACGACCGCCCCGGCCGGCUAUCGAUGCCCGUGCUGCAGUCAGGAAGUCUUCCCACCGAUCAAUGAAGUCUCUCCACUCAUCGAGAAGCUCCGCGAGCAACUGAAACAGUCCAACUGGGCAAGAGCAGCGCUCGGGCUCCCGACUCUUCCGGAACUCAAUCGGCCAGUGCCUUCUCCGGCGCCGCCACAGCUGAAAAAUGCUCCAGUUAUGCAUAAAGAGGUCCCGGUGCACAAUAAUAGAUCCUCCACCCCCGCAACCCAUCUGGAAAUGGAAGACACCGCUUCCUACUCGGUCUCCAACAAUGACGUCACUUUUGCGCGAAAAAAGAACUACGGAGCCGAAUCUUCAAGCGAUACUCGUCCACUUUUACAGCUCCGUGACGCCGAUAACGAGGAGAAUAAAUAUAAACGGCGCCCGACGAUGGAUUGGAUGCGCGGGCUCUGGAGAGCAAAACAUGGCGGCUCCGGGGUCCCACAGGAACGGGCUUCCGCGAAAAAAAUCGCGCUUUUCGUGAUUUUCCUGGCCGUUUUGGCUUUGAUUACGAUUAUAAUGGUGAUGAAGCGUGCCGGAUACAGCGGCGAGCACUCAUCGGACCCCCUUUUCGAUCCAAUGGCCAAUCCGAAUAUUCGCGUCGCCGUCGAAGAUUCUCGUCUUCCACACGUCUAAAAAAUUUUUUUUUUUGAAAAAAAUGUGCAUAUCCUUCCCUUUCUGUGUAAUAUUCAAUGUCUACUCAUUCCCCAACGAAAAAAAAAGUUUUUCGAAAAAUUUUUUAUUUUUACUUUCGCCUGCUAAUGAUGCUAACAAACGGGAUUUUUUCUGAUUUUUUUCGAUUUUUUUCGCUAAAAACUAGCUAAAACUAGCUAAAACUUGGUUGUAAUUAAUUAUUAAUUAUUUAUUCUUUUUUUUUGCCCUAUUUCUUGUAUAUUCGGUGGUUUAAAUGGUAUUUAUUGAUU
Messenger RNA from Caenorhabditis elegans, 1220 nucleotides. It is a transcript of the gene Y45G12B.2, whose product is annotated as Zinc finger protein-like 1 homolog. The record is from RefSeq and is marked reviewed. The coding region runs from base 4 to 933 and encodes 309 amino acids. NCBI's taxonomy places the organism in Eukaryota, Metazoa, Nematoda, Chromadorea, Rhabditida, Rhabditidae. The transcript is spliced from 5 exons. Gene Ontology annotation, cellular component: membrane.